Messenger RNA from Penicillium coprophilum, 777 nucleotides. RefSeq names its product putative transcription factor RfeG. The record is from RefSeq and is a predicted model, not a curated record. The coding region runs from base 1 to 777 and encodes 258 amino acids. The transcript has 3 exons. Lineage: Eukaryota; Fungi; Ascomycota; Eurotiomycetes; Eurotiales; Aspergillaceae.
AUGACAGGCCGCUAUGAUGGACGCCCGGAGCGUCAGAAUGAAUAUUUCAUCCCCGGUGACGGAAUCAGCCGCGAGGUUAUUCAAGCAGAUAUUUGUCGCUACCUUGGAAACGAUGCCCUCGUCAGACCUGGCAACCACAAUGGACGGCCGGGAUUCUUCAUCCGUGCCUAUCGGAAUCUCACAUCUACGUCUCCCCGCCGGGCUGACCUAGGCUACCCGCGAGGGAAUUACAUUCAAGACACAAAUGUGUCUCAUCCACCUAACACCGCUCCAGCGAACUAUGCCCCUGCGCCCGUUCAUGAGAGUCGCCAGUCACAGGGCCCCUCGCCUACGCCUUUUACUGCGGCACCCGCGCAGUCGUACAUGGACCCCUACUCCCAGGGCGCCUACAGUGGAUCCCAGAAUGCCCCCUAUCCCAACCCUUCAUCAUACACAUCCUCCACUCACUCGCCAUAUGCAUCAGGUACAGCUCCGUACCCUCCACCCCAGGUUUCCUAUCCUGGUUCUAGUCAGCCUGUCGUGACGGCUGCGGACAUGCACCCCCAAUCGUACACAUAUGCCCCCACGGGCUAUGGUUACGACAAUGGCCGAAGCAAUGCACCCCGGUACCCAGGACCUGGAUAUGAUGCCGAACAGGAGUACUCUACUGUAACUUCCGGGAUGUCCUAUCCUGCCACUACUGCCCCGGAUCCCCGGAUAGGAAUGGAGCCCAGAUACACUCCAGAGUACGAGCGCAGGCCACAAGCAACCAGAGACAACCCCCACCGUCGGCGGUAG